CCGCGACUCUUGUCUUUGAUCUGUACCCCUAACAAUUGACAGGAAGCUGUAUACAUGGGACCGAGCUCUCAUCUCGCUUUUCCAUUGCAAAACCACCCGUCUAGCAAGAAAGCUUGACCCAGCUUAAGAGAUUCAACGGGAGCCAUGUCUUCCAGUUCGAGACCACCAGACUCGGCUUCCGCACCACCAGUGGCCAUCCCACGGCCGCAGGCAAACACCAUCCUGACUUCGUUUACAACAUUCCUCACGCUCACGAUACAUACGAUACUGUACUACAGGCGCCUCUACCCGCAACAGACCUUUCUCAUGACCAAGGCCCAUAACCUGCCAGUACCCCAAUCCCGGCACCCAGCCCUCUGCGAAUGGAUCAACUCGGCUCUUGCUGCGAUACAGGAUCAGCUUGCACUCGGCAGCGUCUCCAAAGUCUGUGUUGUCAUCCACGCAGCAGAGACAAUGUCUGUCGUUGAGAGAUGGGUCUUUGAUGUCACCAACUUCCCCGUCUGGGCUACGGGCAAGGGCAAGGAGAGGCUUGGCCAGGCCCAGAGGUUUCAGCGACGGGAGGAAGACGACGAUGACGGCUCGGUGAAUUGGGUUGAUGUGAACGAGGCGUAUAGAGGAGCCCUCAGGCGUUUGGCCUACGCUGCCGAGAUGAAGGGGCCAUUGCCAGAGGGAUGUACCUUUACCAUGGCUGUUGAGCUGCGAGACGAAGCGCCCGCGCCGAUAGGGCACCCUCAACCUUGGAUUCCUUCUGAACCCGCGCUUCAGCCCGCCUCAAAGAUGAACCCGGUACCAGGCCCAAUUAUCGGAGGCGCCUCUACCACACCACUUCGCUCCGUCGAAGCUGGUCCACUCUUCUUCGAGUGUUGGAUCGAAGAAAGCAGACCUCCAACUUCGCCACCUUCUACUCAAGACUCCUACUUUUCAUGAAGAUAUGACCACUUCGUUUUCUUUCCCGAUGCGUACUUAGUGAAAGUCAACAUCGAUGCAGUAACACUGGAUCAACGAUAUCAAGUUUGCCGCCCUCUCUUGAAGUAUCACGGGCCGCCAAAAAUCGCAACUCGAAUCUGCAGCCAAUUGUAGCGAAUGACAGUUCAGAACAUGCUUGGAGACACCGAAAGCCCCUCAAAACUGACAG
Molecule: messenger RNA, 1135 nt
Organism: Colletotrichum acutatum
Lineage: Eukaryota; Fungi; Ascomycota; Sordariomycetes; Glomerellales; Glomerellaceae
Product: HORMA domain-containing protein
Exons: 2
Coding region: 145-927 (260 amino acids)
Cellular component (GO): zeta DNA polymerase complex
Source: RefSeq, a predicted model, not a curated record